Messenger RNA from Acipenser ruthenus (sterlet), 2487 nucleotides. RefSeq names its product wingless-type MMTV integration site family, member 4b (gene wnt4b). Lineage: Eukaryota; Metazoa; Chordata; Actinopteri; Acipenseriformes; Acipenseridae. Gene Ontology annotation, biological process: canonical Wnt signaling pathway; multicellular organism development; neuron differentiation. The coding region runs from base 1432 to 2487 and encodes 351 amino acids. Gene Ontology annotation, molecular function: cytokine activity; frizzled binding. The transcript has 5 exons. The record is from RefSeq and is a predicted model, not a curated record. Gene Ontology annotation, cellular component: extracellular region.
AUCAUAAUUGUGAUUAUAGAUCAACAAACUAACUGACUAUUGGAUAUCAAUUAGUGAGCAAUAUACCGAAAAUGAUAGAUUCACUUUUCACUAACUGUAUUAUUAAACGAAAAACUAACACAAGAAAAAAAUAAUCCUAAAUAAAACCUUUUCUUUUUAAACGUUUUACUAAACUAAAUGUUAUGUAAAUUGCUCAAUUACUAUUGUCUAUUGAUCUAAGUAAUCGACAUUAAGGAUAGGAUAUUCAAAUAAGACAGAAUAGAUUAUUUUAAGCUUUUCUUUUAGCUUUGCAGAUCGCUUAUUGCUCGGCAGAGCUGUCUCUGUGCAAACACCUGUCUUCUAUGAUGUAAUGACUGGGCUCGAGUCGCGCGUUUCACUUGAAUGCAAUGCCUUUAGAAACGCCACGGAUUCCAGUCACACGUGUAAUAAAUAUAAGCUCUCACAAUAUGUCUGGAUAAAUAUAGGCUAUUAAAUAGGACGAUACAAUUCAAAGUUAUUUAUACUUUGUGGACAUUUGGGAUCGAUUUGUGAAGCUCUUGAGUCUUAUAAGCGAUUUCAUAAAUAAUUCUAUCGCUUUGUUUUCGUUUUCUUCAUUUGUGGAACACGUUUUUUUUUUUUGUUUUUUUUUUUACAGCAGUUUCCACAGGACUUUAGCAUUAUUAAACUUUCUUUCAAAUUUUAACACAUCGUAGAGAACCGAUCUAAGAAUUUUUGUGGCGAUAAAAAGAGCGACUGUUGUCGACUAUAUUCUGCGCUUCACUAUCCCUUUGGGCUUGUGAAGAUUCUGUCAUCCCUAUAAAGACACAAAGCGCACCUGCAGCAACAUCACUGGAUUUGAUUGUAUACGCAGCUUUUAAACUGCACAAUUCCAGAGCUGUCAGCAUUAAACAGGAACCAUUUAUUUUUACAUAUUUCCCAGCGUUUGAAGGUGGACCGUUCACGACAUUAUUUUUGUGCAUAUCCACACCAUUUAAAACACGUUUGAUUAAACUGGAGCGGUGAUGUUUGACUGGACCAGCCGCAGCGUCACUGUUUGAAGACUGAAAAGAAGAAAAUUGAACAUUGUUUAAAUAAACAUAAACAGACGUCACUCGUUGGUUUGUUAUUAAACCUGGGAUUUUUUUUUUGAUUUUUUUUACUUGUAUCACCUUUCGAAAAACCAUUUCCUAUACUGUAAUAACUUAUGAAAAAUAAUAAAAAAAAACAAAAAAAACUGGAGUGAAAAUACAUUUUUGAACUUCAAAGUUUGGAAAGAAAAUUGCCAACGGAAAAGAAAACAAACUUUGUAUUCUGCUGCUGGUGUUGCUUCUUUUCAAGGGGUGAGACCUUGUUUGUGUUUUUAUUCUUUAAUCGCCGCAGAGCCCGUGACCCGCUGCUGAGCUAUGCGGGCAGGAAGCCGCGUGCUGUGAAACUCCUUUCAGCAGUGUCCCAAUGCGCGCCUCCAGCGUCGCGAGCACCAUUCUCAGCGUUCUGUUUGCGUUGCUCCUGGUGACGCCUGAUGCGCAAGCAACAUUGUGGCUGUCUCUAGCGCGGCAGCCACUGUCCCGUGGCUCCUGCUCUGAGCUUGAGGGUCUGUCGGGAGGGCAGGUUGUGCUGUGCCAGCGGCAGUGGGGCGCGAUGGAGUCAGUGCGUCGGGGGGCGGAGCUCUCCAUCGAGGAGUGUCAGCACCAAUUCAGAGCGCGCCGCUGGAACUGCUCCACGGGGUCAGGGGUCAACGUGUUCGGGAAGGUCGUGUUGCAAGGUACCCGUGAGGCUGCCUUCAUCCACGCUCUCUCAGCAGCGGCGGUGGCAUUCGCGGUGACUCGGGCGUGCAGCCGCGGGGAGCUGGAGAAGUGUGGCUGCGACCGCAAGGUCAGGGGGGUCAGCCCUGAAGGUUUCCAGUGGUCAGGCUGCUCUGAUAAUCUCUCGUUUGGGGUCGCGUUCUCUCAGUCCUUCGUGGACGAUCCUGAGAGGAGUCGGGGCCUGUCCUCAAGCCGGGCACUCAUGAACCUGCACAACAAUGAGGCAGGGCGGAAGGCGAUCGUGCACAGCAUGCGCGUGGAGUGUAAGUGUCACGGUGUGUCGGGGUCCUGCGAGGUGCGCACGUGCUGGAAGGUGAUGCCGCCGCUCCGCAGGGUGGGGAACGUGCUGAAGGAGAAGUUCGACGGGGCGACAGAGGUGCAGUUGCGCAAGGUGGGAUCCCGCAAGGUGCUGCUGCCCCGGGACCCUCACUUCAAGCCACACUCACCCCAGGACCUGGUCUACCUGUCCCCCAGCCCAGACUUCUGUCAACUGGACCCACGAGGGGGGAUCCCCGGCACGGAGGGGCGACAGUGCAAUGCCACAUCGCGGCUGGCUGUGGACGGCUGUGAGCUUAUGUGCUGUGGGCGUGGUUUCCACACGGCACGUGCCGAGGUCGUGGAGCGCUGCAGCUGCAAGUUCCGCUGGUGCUGCUCGGUGCAGUGCAAGCAGUGCCGCAACGUGCUGCAGGUGCACACCUGCCGCUAA